CAGCGGUGAGCAGCACAUGGGAGAUCUCAGUCGCUGGAUGCGCUGGAGGAGACAGUCUUGAGGAGAGCAGGGGUCUCAUCUUUUUUCCCCUCACUGCCAAGUCGUUCCCAUCACCGGUGGGCCUGACCACGCUCUCCUGUGGCCAUGGAGAACUCCUCCCUCCUUGAGACUAAUUCCUUAUGCGUGGAUGGGCCCACGAACUGUGCUGGGCGAGGGAAUGGGGGGCUGAAUAUGUCCACUCCCCCCCUGAGCCCCAGCUUCUACCUCACGGUGCCUGUCAUCUACUCUGUCAUCUGUGCCGUGGGGCUGACAGGCAACACUGCUGUCAUCUAUGUAAUCCUCAAAGCCCCGAAGAUGAAAACGGUCACCAACAUCUUCAUCCUCAACCUGGCCAUUGCUGAUGAGCUCUUUACCUUGGUGCUACCCAUCAACAUUGUUGACUACCUGCUCCUGCAGUGGCCCUUUGGAGAGUUCAUGUGCAAGCUCAUCAUCUCUAUAGACCAGUACAACACCUUCUCCAGCAUCUACUUCCUCACUGUCAUGAGCAUUGACCGCUACCUGGUUGUGGUGGCCACCACCAAGUCCAGGAAGAUGUCCUACCGCACCUACCGAGCAGCCAAGAUCGUGAGCCUCUGCGUCUGGUCCUUCGUCACAGUCAUCAUCCUGCCCUUCACUGUCUUUGCUAAAAUACACAAGGAGCAGGGGCGCUCCCAGUGUGUCUUCGUGUUCCCUCAACCAGAGACGGUGUGGUGGAAAGGCAGUCGGAUCUACACCCUUAUUUUGGGUUUUGCCAUCCCAGUGUCCACCAUCUGCAUCCUCUACACCACUAUGCUGUGCAGACUGAGACGCGUGCACCUCCAUAGCAAUGCAAAAGCCCUGGACAAAGCCAAAAAAAAGGUGACGCUGAUGGUGAUUGUCAUCCUGGCUGUGUGCCUGUUCUGCUGGACACCUUAUCACCUUAGCACAGUGGUGGCCCUCACCACAGACAUCCCACAAACUCCGCUCAUCAUUGGGCUUUCCUACUUCAUCACUAGCUUGAGUUAUGCCAACAGUUGCUUCAACCCUUUCCUGUAUGCCUUUCUGGAUGACAGUUUUCGGAGGAGCUUUCGCAAACUGAUAGAAUGCAGAACCACCUCAUAAAGCCAACCCUCCGUCCCAUCUCGUGUCCCUCUCACAGUCACCUGCUCUUCCUGGGUGACUCCAACACAGAGUGGUUUCUCUCCAGCCUCCUUGCAGCCACUCACAGGGCUUCAGAUUGUCUCGCUACCCAGGGCACAAACUGGGAACAGGUGGAACUUUCUCAGCUUUCCUGCACUCAUUUCCCCAGCACCGCUCUCCAUCCCUUGUCCUGAUUUCUUUCUUAAAUCUUUUCUGUCUAAUGUGCUUUCUGUCCUUUGUUUGUAGCUCACAGAGCCUCAGCAGAUCCCUUUUCCCUUUUUAAAAGGUAUCGCUUUGCAAACUCAAGCCACAUGACUGUCUCUGUUACUGGUAAUUUGUAAAGACCAAUAAAGCUGUGUUAUUGAGUGUCCUGC
Calidris pugnax (ruff) is the source of this 1532-nucleotide messenger RNA. RefSeq names its product neuropeptides B/W receptor 1 (gene NPBWR1). The record is from RefSeq and is a predicted model, not a curated record. Lineage: Eukaryota; Metazoa; Chordata; Aves; Charadriiformes; Scolopacidae. Gene Ontology annotation, biological process: neuropeptide signaling pathway. The transcript has a single exon. Gene Ontology annotation, molecular function: neuropeptide binding; neuropeptide receptor activity. Gene Ontology annotation, cellular component: neuron projection; membrane. The coding region runs from base 145 to 1140 and encodes 331 amino acids.